CAGGAGAAGGAAUACCGGGAUGAUUUUGCACAAAACAGAGAGUUCAUCACUCUGGUUGUUUAUAAAAACCGACGGGAAGAAGGUUUACUACCCAGGUGAGGUCCGAUGGAUGCCUUGUACAAAUGAAAUUGUUAAUGGUGUAUCUCUCAGACUGGAGAACAUGAGUGAUAUACAAGAGGGGGAUGAGGACAGAUCUUCAGUCCCCAGCCGUUUGUCUCUGAAGAGUGACCGGUCUAUAGGAAUACCUCCACUCUUCAGUAAUGAAUCUGGACCCUCAGACACAAAAGGGAAGAGGAAGAGUCCUGUUCCUGUGGAGGAGCAGCUGUACAGCUGUGCUCUGUGUCAGGACGUCCUGAAGGACCCAGUCUCUACCAGCUGUGGACACUGGUUCUGCAGACAGUGCAUCACCUCAUACUGGGAGCAGCUACCUCCAUCAGGAGACUCCUCCUGUCCCCAGUGUGGAGAAAGAUCCAGAACCAGAGCUGGACUGCAGACAGCCAGUCAGACCAGCUCUUUAGGAAGUCUGCAGCAGGCUUUAGAGGACCAUAGGAUCAGUCUGAGGAGGAGAUGUGAACUUGUGACUGAAGGAACUGAUGAAAGUGAAACCCUCCUCAACAGGAUCUUCACUGAGCUCUACAUCACACAAGGACGGAGUGAAGAGGUUAAUACCCAACAUGAGGUGAUGCAGCUGGAGACGGCUUUCAAGAAGAACACCCUCCAUGAAACUCCAAUCAAGUGCCAGGACAUCUUUAAAGCCUUAGCUUACCAUCAGACACACGUCAGAGUGGUCCUGACCAACGGCGUCGCUGGAGUUGGAAAAACCUUCUCAGUGCAGAAGUUCACUCUGGACUGGGCCAAGCGUUUGGAGAACCAAGAUGUCAGUCUGGUGAUCCCGCUCUCCUUCAGGGAGCUGAACCUGAUCAAAGCUCAGCAGUACAGUCUUCUCAGGCUGAUCCAUGUUUUCCAUCCAGCCUUACAGAAGGUCACAGCAGAGCAGCUGGCUGUCUGUAAAGUGCUGUUCAUCUUUGACGGCCUGGAUGAAAGCAGACUCUCUCUGGAUUUCAGAAACAGGAAGGUUGUGUCUGAUGUCUCACAGCAAUCCUCAGUCAACGUGCUGCUGACAAACCUCAUCAGGGGGGAGCUGCUUCCUUCAGCUCUCGUCUGGAUCACUUCCAGACCUGCAGCGGCCAAUCAGAUCCCUCCUGAGUGUGUGGACAGGGUGACAGAAGUACGGGGCUUCACUGACGACCAGAAGGAGGAGUACUUCAGGAGGAGAUCCAGAGAUGAAGAACUGUCCAGCAGAAUCAUCUCUCACAUGAAGAGCUCCAGGAGCCUCCACAUCAUGUGUCUGAUCCCAGUCUUCUGCUGGAUCACUGCUGCAGUUCUGGACCACUUGUUGACUACAGACCAGAGAGGAGAGCUGCCCAAGACCCUCACUGACAUGUACUCACACUUCCUGCUGGUCCUGACAAAGAGGAAGAAGCAGAAGUACCAUGAGGGUCAUGAGACGAGCCCACAGCAGCUGACGGAGGCUGACAGGGAGGUUCUUCUGAAGCUGGGGAGGCUGGCGUUUGAACAUCUGGAGAAAGGAGACAUCAUGUUCUAUCAAGAAGACCUGCAGCGCUGUGGUCUUGAUGUCACCGAGGCCUUGGUGCACUCAGGAGUUUGUACAGAGAUCUUCAAAAGAGAGAGCGUGAUCUUCCAGAAAACAGUCUACUGCUUUGUUCAUCUGAGCGUUCAGGAGUUCCUGGCUGCAGUCUACAUGCUGCACUGCUACACCAACAGAGACACAGCGGUACUGAAGGACUUCCUGCAAAGAGACUAUAACGACAGUUAUAGCAGUGAUCAGGAUUACCCAUCCCUGGACGUCUUCCUAAAGAGAGCCAUGGAGAAAUCCCUCAGAAGUGAAAAUGGCCACCUGGACCUGUUUGUCCGCUUUCUCCACGGCCUCUCUCUGGAGUCCAACCAGAGACUCUUAGGAGGCCUGCUGGGUCGCACAGACACCCGUCCAGAAGUCACCCAGAGAGCCAUCAGCAACCUGAAGGAGAUGAGCAGUGAUGAAGUCUCUCCUGACAGGAGCACCAAUAUCUUCCACUGUCUGACAGAAAUGAACGAUCACUCAGUACAUCAGGAGAUCAUAGAGUUCCUGAAGUCAGAGAACAGAUCAAAGAGACUCUCUGUGAUCCACUGCUCAGCUCUGGCCUACAUGCUGCAGAUGUCAGAGGUGGUUCUGGAUGAUUUGGACCUGAAGAAGUACAACACAUCAGAGGAGGGAAAACGGAGACUGAUUCCAGCUGUGAGGAACUGCAGGAAGGCUGUACUUUCGGGCUGUAGACUCUCACACUCUGACUGUGAAGUCGUGGCCUCAGCUCUGAAGUCCAACCCUUCCCAUCUGACAGAGCUGGAGCUGAGUUACAUCAAUCUAAAGGUUUCAGGAGUGGAGCAGCUGAGUUCUGGCCUAAAGAGUCCAAACUGCACACUGGAGAAGCUGAGGUGA
Molecule: messenger RNA, 2497 nt
Organism: Eleginops maclovinus (Patagonian blennie)
Lineage: Eukaryota; Metazoa; Chordata; Actinopteri; Perciformes; Eleginopidae
Product: protein NLRC3-like
Exons: 6
Coding region: 20-2497 (825 amino acids)
Biological process (GO): intracellular signal transduction
Source: RefSeq, a predicted model, not a curated record